AGUACGAAAAUUUUAAUGGCCGCGGAUAGUUAUUGAACGAGUGACUAUCGCAUAUUUUAUUGUAAAUAUCGUUCGUUAACUUAAUUAUAGUGUUAUUGGUUUCACUUAAAGUUAUGAAAUAAGGUGAAGUGCUUCAUAGAAAUAAUAAAAUUAAACUUCAGCAGUGAUUUUUAAGUAUCAGCAAUACAUGGCACGAGCUGAUGGCGCUGCACAACAUUGGGAGACAGAUGAACUGCUGUAUUCGAGUAGAGAUAGCGACGACAGUCCCAUACUGUCUUACAGGUUAGUUACUAGUGUAGACUGCUUCGUACUGAUCAUGAGUUCAUGAGGUCCCGGUUCGAAUUACAAGUCGGAAAUCACUUAUGUGGUUUUUCUGUCAAAAAAUUCUCAACAGCAGCCCAGAGUCAAGAUUUUGGCGAUGUUUCACAUCCACGUCUUGGAUAGCAAGUAACGCCGUUGGUCCUGCGCCCGAUCUCUCUCCGGUCGUGUCGGAUUAUCGUCCCAUUGGACUGUGAGAAAAUAGAGAGUUCUUGCGCAUACACUUGGCCAUGUAAUCCUGUAGAUGGCUAGUCUCCGUUCAGACUGGCCGCAGUGACCGAAAUUCGGUUUAGAGGACAUUAUUACUAGUGUACUUACUUACAUAAUAUGUUCUGCAUUCAUUAUAGUAGUGUACAAUAUAUCUUUUUUCAUUUUGUAUAUUGUGGGCGAAAUAUAUAGAAAUAGAUAUUAUUACUGUGUAUAUCAAAUUAUUAGAUUGCGAAUCAUUAUCAUUAUCAUUACAGCCCUUCACAAGACCACUGCUGAACGUAGACCUCCCCCAAGGAAUGCCACAAAAUACGGUCCUGAGCCACCUGCAUCCAUCGACUUCCUGCAUGUCUUACCAGGUCGUCACUCCAUCUUGUAGGGGGUCGCCCUACACUUCGCCUACCGGUACGAGGCUGCCACUCGAGAACCUUUCUUCCUCAUCGGUUGUCGGUUCUUCGAGCUAUAUGGCCGGCCCAUUGCCACUUCAGCUUACUAAUCUGUUGGGCUAUGUCAGUUGCUCUGGUUCUACUGUGGAUAUCUUCAUUUCUAAGUUUAUCACGCAGAAAAAUCCCGAGCAUAGCCCUCUCCAUAGCUCGUUGAGCGACCUUUAACUUCCUCAUACGGCCAGCAGUGAACAACCACGUCUCAGAUCCAUAAGUCAUCACUGGCAAUACGCACUGGUUGUACAAUUUCCUUUUCAGGUUUUGAGGUAUACUUGACGAGAAGAUGUGUCGUAGUUUCUCGAACGCUGACCAACCGAGUUGAAUCCGUCGAUUGACCUCCCGGUCGAAGUUGGACUUACCUAGUCGGGCCAUUACAUAUUACACGGAACACGGAACUCGUCAGCAACUUCGAGCUUAGUGCUCCCAACAACUACCGGCAAAGGUGUGACAUGGACCUUAAACAUGAUCUUUGUUUUGUCCAUGUUCAUCUUAAGACCUAUCCGUUGGGAGACACUAUUGAGGUCAUUGAGCAUAGUGCAUAUACGCAAGGAAAAGUGGCAGAUUAUACUCUUCUGUCUUGUGUAGAAUUUGCCGAAGGGUGUGUAUGUGGUCCAUAGUACUAAAGCCUUUUCGGAAACCGGCUUGUUCGGGAGUUCCAGCCUCUCGAGUCUGCGUGUGAGACCAUUGUAAUGACUCUCGAAAACAGCACGUAGACGCGGCUCAGAAGGGAAAUCGGUCUGUAGUUCUUCAAGAGAGCGUUAUCGUCUUUCUUGAAGAACAAGACCACCGCACUUCUGUUCCACGCCUCCGGAGUAGUACCACCAUGGAAGACGGAAUUAAAGAGCUUCUGAAAGACUUUAAGUACCGGUUUUCCACCCGCUUUCAGAAGCUCCGCUGUAAUUCCAUCCACGCUCGGGGACUUGCCGUUUUUAAGAUGCAGGAGAGACAUUCUAAUCUCGCUCAGACUGACGUCGACACCGGCGCUAGUCCACGAAACACUCGCAAGUAACUUUUUCCGAAUCAAUUUUCGUUUAGGGCAGGAUUUGGCUGGGUCUCUAGGGUUCAGCCAUUGCGACGAGCGCUUCCGAUCAUCGUACAGUAUCCACUUUUCAUCACAAGAAAUGAUGCGAUUUAAAAUCACUUCAUUAUUGUGUCGGUUGAGCAAAGUAACACAGCAGUCGACGCCUGUUUGCAAGUUCGAUUCACUCAAUUCAUGAGGUACCUACCCAACGUUCAAGUUUUUUUACUUUCCGGAUUUGCUUCAAGUGGAUUAAUACAGUUUUAUCACUUACCCCGAAGCCUGCAGCUAUCUCUGAAGUGCUUUGUGAUGGAUCUGCUUCUACAAUAGCUUUUAAUUUUUCAUUUUCCACUUUGGUCUCCGGCCGUCCACGGCGUUGGUUCUGAAGGUCGAAAUAUCCAGAACGAAAACGUUGAAACCAAAAACGUACCAUGCUUUCUUUUGCGACACCAGCGCCGUACACAUCAUUAAUCCUUCGAGCUGUUUCUGCAGCACUGGUGCCACGGUAGAAUUCGUACUCGUAAAUAUACCGAUAUUUCAUGUUUUCCAUUGUGCGGUAAUAAGCGACGCC
Molecule: messenger RNA, 2557 nt
Organism: Parnassius mnemosyne (clouded apollo)
Lineage: Eukaryota; Metazoa; Arthropoda; Insecta; Lepidoptera; Papilionidae
Source: the annotation of a GenBank genome assembly